Molecule: messenger RNA, 1443 nt
Organism: Marasmius oreades (fairy-ring Marasmius)
Lineage: Eukaryota; Fungi; Basidiomycota; Agaricomycetes; Agaricales; Marasmiaceae
Exons: 5
Coding region: 1-1176 (391 amino acids)
Biological process (GO): autophagosome assembly
Cellular component (GO): phagophore assembly site
Source: RefSeq, a predicted model, not a curated record
AUGCCACUUCCACCGAUCCCCAAUGUCCGUGUUAUAGUUCGUUUACCCGAGAACCGUCCUGCAGUCCCGUUAAAUGACCCUCCAAAGAUAGAAUGGACGUCCGAAAAAGCCGAUAUACUAUGGAAGGUCAUUGAAAAGUCACGAACGAGUGAUAACGGAGGGACAGAUUGGAAGGGUUUAGCAGCACAUCUGGAAGUUCCUCUGCCUUAUCUAUUAUAUCGCGCUCAUGCGCGGUUUCAAGAAGAUUUGAGGGGUUUACAGGAUAUCGCUGUCACCAGUCCGACGAGCGGUACUCAACCUUCGUUUGAAAUCUUAGAGGAGCAGCCGAUACAUUCGAAGAAAACAAGCAGGGAGGGAGGGAGCACGGGGUCGUCUAGGACGACUAUACGAGCGAGAUUGAAUUCGCUCGGGUCUCAUUACAACCAGAAUCACAAUACUCCGAAGAAAACGACGACUUCCUCAUCUACACUCACCCUUCAAGGUCUCACACAUCCCCAUAAGCCGCUCAUAACGACUAAGAACAAAACACCGAUAACAUCCGACGAUGAAAGUAGCGACUCUGAAGAUGAAGAGAUGCUGAAAGAAGAAGAAGCCGAGAGACGGGCGGAAGAACAAGAAACGCUAAACCGUAAACUCUUGGAACUUCAGCGGAUGAUGACCACCGAUGCUCUGGGACUUGUCGCCCCUCGGAAACGUCGUAGUGGGAGUGGGAAUGCUGCCUCUCGUGGAUUUUCACCUAGAUCAAGUACUAGUGCCAGUCAAAGCACGAGCGCGAGUGUUUCGAGUGCAAGUGCCAGUGUGAGCUCACCACAGGGAUCUAUACCUGAGAUACCGACUGGUAGUGGAAGCAGUCCUUCUCAGUCUCAGUCUCAGUCUCAGUCUUAUUCCCAUUCCUCUCGCUCUCGACAACUGAAAUCGCCGUCGAGUCCGCCGGCUCUAUCGCCUAGGAGUGCGAUAGGGCAGAGGUAUGGACUUCUUAUGGGAAAGAGUAAUAGUGAGCAGGAGAGUGUGAAUGGCUCGGAGGCAUCGAGUUUUAGUGAUAUUAGCGAUGCGAGUCUUUCGGGGUCUGCGCUGGAAAGCGCAUUACUUUCGAAUAUCCGGGGUGGUGGGGGGUCGAAGUUCUCUGCGUUUGCUCGUAGCCGGUUUGGAGGAGGUCGGAGUGGUAUGCCUCAUUGAACCCGGAUUCUGUUCUUGUAUCAUUACUACACAUGUGGUGCGAGCUAAUAGUUAUCAAGUGGUCGUGAGUAUGGUGUUUGGGAUCUAGGAAACUGCGAAGCUCUGAUUCUGGAAAAAAUACUCGUAGGUCCGGAGAUAUUUUGCUGCCUUGGAUUUAGUUACUUGGAAGAAAACAUGCACAAAAGAGUUUGGCUUGGUUUUUCUCCAUACCUGCGCGGUAAUAGCGCAUGUUGUUGGAUUCAAAAUGAGGAUUAGUUUGGUUGUGGC